GCUGCGUCCAAGCUGUUGUCCGACCGCCUCUCUCCCGGCCUUCCUAUGCUAACCUACCCCCCUUGUUGCGCCUCGACGUGCUGUCUGGCACGCGCAUUGCGCUCCCCUCGUUUUACCCUCCGUGCCCUGACCAUCUAGAUCGCACGGCUCCUCUACUACGGGACUUCGAGACGCCCCAAUAUCGGCAGCCAUGGGCCAUCGAUGACUGCCUCGCCCUCUCUCGCGCGCAUCUUGUCCGGCAGCGGCCACGUAACCGGCACGGCAAACAAGCCAGCAAACGGCCACGGGUGCACGACCGGGAUUCCCCCGUGCCGUGCCCAGCGAUCUGCCUCGGCAUCUCCUCCGACGUUCCGCACCGGUCGACAAGCCGUCAACCGCGGAGCGUUUGUCUGACCUUGGAUGCUUGGUUGCUGCAGCCGCCGCCGCCGCCGCCGACUCCUCGCCACCUCUGCGAACGCGUCCCGCCUGCGCUGGUCCUGUACCACCCCGCGCACCCCCGUGGCCUGACGAAAAGGACAGCCAGCGGGCCCCUUGAAGCCGCACGGAUAGGUCUUGCUUGCGAGCCAGUGCUAUCGUGCCCUGCAAGACAGACCAAAAGGCGAAAACGGUCCCAGGCCGACCGAAGGGUCCAUUCGUUCCGAUCAUGUCCAACUCCAACCCUUCUCCCUCGUCCACCCUAGCCGGCUACUUGGAGCAGACCGCGUCCGUCUUGAGCUCCGCUGCCUCCUACAUGCGUCUCCCGGCAUUGGCGUCGACGGGCAUUGCCGCCGCCCUCACUUCCCUGCUUUACUUUAAACAAAAGGCCUUGAUCUACCCUUCGCACAUGCCACCCAACUCCCGGACCGAACUCCCGCGCCCGUCACAAUUUGGUAUCCGAGACUUUGAGGAACUUGUUAUUCCCACCGACGAUGGCGAGAAGCUCUCCGCCUUCUACAUCCGCGGCCCGCGCGGCAACAAAAACUCAAACAUCACUGUGCUCAUGUUCCAUGGAAACGCGGGGAACAUCGGCCAUAGACUACCCAUCGCCCGCAUGAUCAUUAACUACAUUGGUUGCAAUGUGUUCAUGCUCGAAUAUCGAGGGUACGGCACCUCUACGGGUGAGCCCGACGAGGCCGGCUUGACCGUCGAUGCGCAAACUGGUCUCAAUUAUCUGCGACAGCGGGCGGAGACCCGCGACCACAAGCUCGUCAUCUACGGCCAAAGCCUCGGUGGUGCCGUCAGUAUCAAGCUCGUGGCCAAAAACCAGGACGCCGGCGACAUUGCUGGGCUGAUACUGGAGAACACUUUCCUGUCCAUGCGCAAGCUCAUCCCGUCGGUCAUACCGCCUGCCAAGUACCUCACCUUGCUCUGUCACCAGGUCUGGCCCAGCGAAACGAUACUACCGAGUAUCAAGAAUGUGCCGGUACUUUUCCUCAGCGGCUUGCAAGAUGAGAUCGUUCCGUAUGUAUCCCCGAUGCCCCCUGCCCUUCCUCUUGGAUCGCGUGAUGAACAAUACCACACCCACAAAAUAUGAGCCUUUACGGUUCUGAUUUGAACACCAUCUCUCAAGUCUGAUGAAGAUCCUGACCCAAUACUUUCCUGUGGCCAAUGCUUCAACGUCUGACGGUUCGCUGACGACGCUGAUCCAGUCCGAGUCACAUGCGCCAACUUUACGAGCUCUGCAAGGCGCCGAGCAAGACCUGGAGGCCCUUACCGGGCGGUGACCACAACUCGAGCGUGCUAGAAGAGGGAUACUUUGAGGCCAUGACCCAAUUUGUUUCCGAAGUUACCAGCGGGUCCGACGCGGAAAAGGUGCGAUUAUAGAUCAGACAAGAACCCGCGUCAAGUGCGGACGGGGGUCUGGAGCUCAGCUAUGGCAAGCAGAACCAUGAUGUUCUGCCCUCAUGAUUGAUACCCACUCUAUAAUGACAAAGAUAUAUUGAUACGAGCAAGCGAGCUCGUUGGUCUGCGAGCCCCAAAGACGAAACCACACUGUUCUGCC
This is a messenger RNA of Purpureocillium takamizusanense, 1981 nucleotides long. It is a transcript of the gene bem46, whose product is annotated as bem46 protein, variant, variant 2. The transcript has 3 exons. Lineage: Eukaryota; Fungi; Ascomycota; Sordariomycetes; Hypocreales; Ophiocordycipitaceae. The record is from RefSeq and is a predicted model, not a curated record. Gene Ontology annotation, molecular function: palmitoyl-(protein) hydrolase activity. The coding region runs from base 644 to 1513 and encodes 289 amino acids. Gene Ontology annotation, cellular component: membrane.